This is a messenger RNA of Pedinophyceae sp. YPF-701, 1212 nucleotides long. Lineage: Eukaryota; Viridiplantae; Chlorophyta; Pedinophyceae. The record is from the annotation of a GenBank genome assembly.
AUGGCAGCACCGCUCGCCGUUGUUGCCAUCGGCGCCGCACUGUUUCGAGGCGCGUUUGGGCGGAAAAGCAAGGGCAGUGCGGGCCGGAGGGGGCCCUUCAGCGCGUCAGGCAGCGGGACGAUGUCCCCGGCCUCGACCAUUGGGAGCGCCACCCCGGCAAGCAGCGUGCGCGGCGACAGCUCGGCCCCGCCGUCCGUGCAGGGCUCGCCUUUGAAGAGCCAAUCGAGGCCUCGACGCCCAAAAGCUCGUAAAGAUGAACCGCGGCGACGGCGGCGGGAUCCGUGGUUGGCGUGGCUGGCGCUCGCGGGGGCGUCGCUGGCGGUUUCUCUAGCACUGGCCAGACAAUCGGCGCUCCAUCCCGAGCGCCUGGCAUCCGCGACGCCAUACAUCACGAGCGUCCUCGAGCACGCGCAAGCCGCUGCGUACGAGACGGCCGCCGUGGUCGCCCGCUGGGCGCCGUCGUCGCUGUGCAGUGCGGCGUCCACAACGUACGAUGCGCUGCGCCCGCUGCUGUCCGCGGCGUGGGCUGCGGGCGCCGCGGUGGUGGACCGCGUGGACGGCUGGCUGGCCAAGGGCACGCCCGCGUCGUUCCGUCAGUCGCCGGCGACGCUCUUGUCGGCACUGCUGCUGCUGUACUGGUCGACGGGCCGCGCGCUGGGGGGGCUGCUCGGAGCGCGGCGGAGGCGGCGCGGAAAGCGACGCGGGGACACGCGCGCCAAGGGGAGGCGCCUGGAGUACCGCGUCGUGGACCAGUCCCCCGCGCCGCUGCCGGACUUCACGGGGGUGUGGAUCAAGGACAACGCUGCGUCGGACAACAUGGACGAGUGUUUCCGCGUGGCGCAGCUGAACUUCAUCAUGCGCAAGGCGGUGGUGCUGCUCAAGGGGAUGGAGAUCCGGCACACGCGCGACGUGUUCUUCGUGGACGUCCUGAGCGUGUUCCCGUGGUACAAGAUCAAGGAGUCGUUCCCCUUCGACGGGGCGGUGCGCCUGCACGCGCGGCGGGACAUGCGGCGCGGGAAGACGCGCGGCCGCGUGGCCGUGAACGGCACCACGGUCGCCAUCACGAUGGAGUGGGACGACCCGCUCGCAGGCACCAUGCGGGACGCCUUCUCGAUUGGGCCGCAGGGGGAGUUGAGGCUCGACUCGACGCUGGUGGUCGGGUCCAAGGUCGCGCGCUUCCGACAGGUCUACCGGAGGAAGGGCGACAGCUGA